Molecule: messenger RNA, 312 nt
Organism: Cinclus cinclus
Lineage: Eukaryota; Metazoa; Chordata; Aves; Passeriformes; Cinclidae
Product: metallothionein-2
Exons: 3
Coding region: 74-265 (63 amino acids)
Molecular function (GO): metal ion binding
Source: RefSeq, a predicted model, not a curated record
AUCGCGCCGGACCAAACCGAGCCGAGUCGAGCCAAGCUAAGCUAGAUUGAGCUACACCGAGCCUAGCCGAACCAUGGACCCCCAGGACUGCACGUGUGCCGCCGGUGACUCCUGCUCCUGCGCCGGGUCCUGCAAGUGCAAGAACUGCCGCUGCCGGAGCUGCCGCAAGAGCUGCUGCUCCUGCUGCCCCGCGAGCUGCAGCAACUGUGCCAAGGGCUGCGUGUGCAAGGAGCCGACCAGCAGCAAGUGCAGCUGCUGCCACUGAGCCACUCGCCUCUGCCUGUAAAUAGUCGGCACGCUUCGGGGACGGGG